Molecule: messenger RNA, 4272 nt
Organism: Closterium sp. NIES-65
Lineage: Eukaryota; Viridiplantae; Streptophyta; Zygnematophyceae; Desmidiales; Closteriaceae
Source: the annotation of a GenBank genome assembly
AUGCGUGGACAGUCCAGUGUGAGAGAAGUGGACGUCGCCACAGGGAAGGUUCUCAAGAAGGUGCCUCAGAGCGCUCCGGUGUUCAGUGAAGGGCUUGCACUCAUCAACGACAGGCUGUUUCAGUUAGCGUGGCAGGUGAAAACGGGAACGAUAUACAACCGCAAAAGUUUGCGAAAGAUAGGCAGCUUCCGCCACCAGAUGACGGACGGUUGGGGCCUGUCAACGUACAAUAAGUCGCUGCUGGUGGGCUCCGAUGGCACCUCCUACAUCUACUUCAUCAGCGCAACCACCUUCAAGACGCUGCACAAGGUGAAGGUGACUGAUGGCGGCACACCUAUAGCGUGGAUCAAUGAGCUUGAAGUGCGGGGCGGGCGUAUCUAUGCCAACGUGUGGCAGACGGAUUGCAUCGCGGUGAUCGACCCGCUGUCAGGGCGAGUGGCGGCCUGGAUGGACCUGCAGCGCCUGCGGGCGCUAGCAGCAGCCCAAGUGAAGCCCAACCAGGAGUUUGAUGUGCUGAACGGCAUUGCAUGGGAUGCACUACAGAGGCGCCUCUUUGAGCAUUUCAGAGCACCCCAGAACACCCCAGAGCAACCCAGAGCAGGGCUUUCCUGGCUCUCCCUCCCGCUCUCCCUCCCGCUCUCCCUCCCGCUCUCCCUCUCGCUCGCCCUCCCGCUCUCCCUCCCGCUCUCCCUCCCGCUCUCCCUCCCGCUCUCCCUCCCCGCUCUCCCUCCCGCUCUCCCUCCCGCUCUCCCUCCCGCUCUCCCUCCCGCUCUCCCUCCCGCUCUUUCUUCUAAUUGCCACGUGGUGGUGCUCAAGAGCUUCGCCAUGAAGCCGAUGCCAGGUGUCAGGCUCACAUUGGUCACUCGGGACGUGCACACGCCUUACAGCGGCAUGCUGCCAGGCCUCGUGGCCGGCCACUACACGUACGACGACUGUCACAUCGACCUGCGCCCCUUGGCUCAACUCACCAACGCCCGCCUGCUGCACUGCUGCGCCUCUGGCAUUGACCUGGAUCAACGUGCUGUGGUGCUGGCGGAUGGGCGCCCCCCCAUUCGCUACGACGUACUGUCCAUUGAUAUCGGGAUCACUCCACUGAGAGCUGCGGUGCUGGCGGAUGGGCGUCCUCCUAUUCGCUACGACGUGCUUUCCAUUGACAUCACUGGUAUCCUGUCACCUCACGUACGCACUACCAACAUCCGCUGCUGCACUGCUGCGCCUCGGGCCUGGACUUGGAUCAGCGAGCUGUGGUGCUGGCGGAUGGGAAUCGCUUUUGAGAAUUAUCAAAAGCGAUUUCCAUGUACUUGGAUCAGCGUGCGUGCUGUGGUGCUGGCUGGUGGAUGGGCGCAUGCUUGCCCAUUUGUUACGACGACCCGUGUCUUGAUACUCCGCCCCACUCCCAUCCCCUCCUUCCAUCCGUCUGAGCAGCAAUCAGUGCCAGGAGCAAAGGAGCUCACCCUCCCAGUGAAGCCCAUCGACUCCUUCACCCACCGCUGGGAGGCUCUGCGGUCACGCAUCCUCUCCCUCGCCCCUGGCUCUAGUGUCCGUGUGGUGGUGGUGGGAGGGGGCGCAGGAGGGGUGGAGCUGCUUCUGGCCAUGCAGCACCGACUGCAGCAGGACUGCCUGGUUCUCGAUGCUGCAGUGGUGGCAGUGAGACAACGAGGAGUGGAGAGCGGUGGAGAGGGAGGGGAUAGAGAGGGAGCGGUGGAUGGGGCGGAAGGGGAGGUCGGCAGGGGAAGCAGCAGCGGGGCGGGUGGAGGGGAAAAGAGAGAGUCGGCGGUGCAAGGAGGGGUGCUGGUCUUGGAAGGGGGAGAGGAGGUGGAGUUUGACGAGUGUGUGUGGUGCACACAGGGAGGAGCAGCCUCCUGGCUUGGCCAAACGGGUCUAGCCCUGGACAAAAACGGCUUCAUCCGAGUGGGGGACACGCUAGAGUCGAUCAGCCAUAGAAGGGUGUUUGCAGUGGGGGAUAUCCACUCAUCCGACGUUUACCCACGGCCGAAGGCGGGCGUGUUUGCAGUGCGGCAGGGCAUGCCCUUGGCGGAAAACUUGAGGAGAGCGCUUCUGGAUCAGCCUUUGAAACCCUUCCAACCGCAGAAAACGUUUCUGAGCCUCAUCAGGACCGAAGUCAGGCAUGUUUGUGGUGGGGGGGGUAUGUAUUGGAUAUCCAUUUACAGUCAAACUCUCAAGCAGUCAAACUCUCUGUCUCACAACCUUGCCAUUCGCUCACAUCCCCCUCGCUCACAUCCCCUCGCUCACAUCCCCUCGCUCACAUCCCCUCGCUCACAUCCCCUCGCUCACAUCCCCUCGCUCACAUCCCCUCGCUCACAUCCCCUCGCUCACAUCCCCUCGCUCACAUCCCCUCGCUCACAUCCCCUCGCUCACAUCCCCUCGCUCACAUCCCCUCGCUCACAUCCCCUCGCUCACAUCCCCUCGCUCACAUCCCCUCGCUCACAUCCCCUCGCUCACAUCCCCUCGCUCACAUCCCCUCGCUCACAUCCCCUCGCUCACAUCCCCUCGCUCACAUCCCCUCGCUCACAUCCCCUCGCUCACAUCCCCUCGCUCACAUCCCCUCGCUCACAUCCCCUCGCUCACAUCCCCUCGCUCACAGCACCGGACCGCAUAGACCGGGCGUUCAUGCAGCAGUUCAACCAACUACCUGCCAUGCCGUCACCUCCUCUCCCCACCAUCCCCGUCGCACACACGGCCGGGCCUGAAGCGCUCCUGGCACUCAAAAGCAUGCCCAUGCGCUGUGGGGGGUGUGGCUCCAAGGUGAGGUGUUACAUGCGCUUUGGUUCCACGCCUUCUUUUGAGGUCGUUUUUGAGGCGGUUUUUGAGGCGCCUCAAAAACUCCCAUGUAAGGUUGGCUCUUCCCUUCUCUCCCGCGUCCUCACUCGUCUCGCAGCUCUCCCCAGCCGCCCGCCUGGCCACCCGGAAAUCCUCCUGGGGCUUGACUCACCUGAUGAUGCCGCUGUGCUGGCGAUUCCACCUGAGGGAAAGGGCGGCUGUCAGCUGUGUGCCUUUUCCCCUCCACACUCCACUCUCCACCACCCCAAUCAGAACCCAGUAGUGGUGCAAUCAGUUGACUUCCUCUCCGACCCGCUCCUUCCUCUCCGACCCGCUCCUUCCUCUCCGACCCGCUCCUUCCUCUCCGACCCGCUCCUUCCUCUCCGACCCGCUCCUUCCUCUCCGACCCGCUCCUUCCUCUCCGACCCGCUCCUUCCUCUCCGACCCGCUCCUUCCUCUCCGACCCGCUCCUUCCUCUCCGACCCGCUCCUUCCUCUCCGACCCACACACCUUUGUGUUGGUGCAAACGGUCGACUUCUUCCACUCCUUCCUCUCCGAUCCGCACACCUGUGCCCACAUACCUGCCACUGCCGCCCUCCCUGCCACAACAAGCCAUAUGCUUUCCCUCUGUCUCCCUUCUCCCCCUGUCUGAGCAACCAGAACCCAGUGGUGGUGCAAACGGUCGACUUCUUCCGCUCCUUCCUCUCCGAUCCGCACACCUUUGUGUUGGUGCAAACGGUCGACUUCUUCCGCUCCUUCCUCUCCGACCCGCACACCUUCGGCCGCAUUGCCGCCCUACAUGCUCUCAGUGACUGCUUCGCCAUGGGUGCUGACCCCGUCUCAGCGCUUGCUAUAGUCACACUGCCCUAUGGUACCGAGGAGAAGAUGGAGGAGGAGCUUUUCCAGGUCAUGGCAGGGGCCAUCCGCGAAUUGGAUGCUGCCACGUGUCAGCUGGUGGGAGGGCACACUGUGGAGGGUGCUGAGCUGUCGCUGGGGUUUGCUGUCACGGGAUUGGCUGACAGAGACCGGCUGCUGAGAAAGGCGGGCAUGCAUGAGGGAGAUGCCAUCAUUCUCACCAAGCCCAUCGGCACGGGAGUCAUCUUUGCAGCCAACAUGCGAUGCAAGUCCAAGGGACGGUGGGUGGAUGGGGCGAUCGAUAGCAUGCUGGUGUCUAAUCAGAAAGCAGCGUCCAUUGCAUUGCAACAUGGGGCCUCGGCUGCUACUGAUGUCACGGGAUUUGGCUUACUUGGCCACCUGGUGGAAAUGACAACAGCAUCUCGAGUUACUGUAACAAUCGACCCCUCUACAAUCCCCAUUAUGGACGGUGCACGGCAGUGUGUGGAGGAUGGCAUUUUCAGCUCGCUGCAGGAUUCGAACCUGCGCCUGAGACGAGCAAUCACCAACUACGAGGAGGCAUCCGCCCAUCUGCUCACUCUGCUCCUCUUCGACCCGCAAACAGCCGGAGGGCUGCUCUUUUCUUUCCAUCCCUAA